AUACCGCAGGUGCUUGCUUCGUUGACAACGUACAAGGUGAAGCAGACGGCAUUUGAAUCAAGUCGACUAACUGGCGAGUUAUGAAUGCCUAAGCUUACAAGACGUACUGCAUACAGUACACAAAAAUGUCAAAAGGAGAGAAGAGUAUAUGGGACCUGGUAGUAGAUCAGGCAAAUGGCAUCGAAAAAGAUGAAAGGCAACCAAAAGAUGAGGCCGCAGUUUUUGUCAUUGGGAGCAAGAACUCAGGCAAGACCUCCAUCAUUCUUCGCUUUUUAGACAGGGAUGAGACACCUAAACCCACAACUGCAUUGGAGUAUACAUAUGGAAGACGUGCAAGAGCAUCUAAUCUGGCCAAGGAUGUGGCCCACAUAUAUGAACUAGGGGGAGGAACCUGGCUCUCUAAGUUGAUGGCCAUUCCACUCAGUGCUGAUACCCUUAAGAACACAGCAUUGGUUAUGGUCCUAGAUUUGUCUCAACCUAAUGAGCUAUGGGCAACCUUAGAAUGUCUCUUAAAUGAAGCUCAGAGUAAAGUGAAGGUUGCAAUGAAUGAACUAAAAAACAAAAACCCAGAACUGGCACAGAAAAUGGAACAAGCUGCAUGGGAGAGAGUCGGAGAGGACCACCCGGAUAAAGAAUUACUAGAUCCAUUCCCCAUACCUUUGGCAAUUAUUGGAAGUAAAUACGACCUAUUUCAAGAGUUUGAGCCAGAAAAAAGGAAAACAAUUUGCAAAACAUUAAGAUUUGUAGCACAUUCUUAUGGAGCAACAUUAAUAUUUUUCAGCAGCAAACAAGAGACUUUGAUUCAGAGAACUAGAGCUUUAAUAAGCCAUUAUGUAUUUGGCACAAAUAUGAGUAAAACAGUCCAAGUGGAUCAAAACAAGCCUCUCUUGAUACCAGCUGGGCUGGAUGCUGCGAGUCAGAUUGGUAGUCCACCUCUCUCUGAUGAUGAACUAGGAGUAGGCAGUGCAAAAACUCCUUUAGAUCUUUGGAAGAGAGCUUAUUGUAGCAUGUUUCCACAAGAGAAUCUAAACACCCCUACUUCAGUUGAAGAUCCAGCAAAAGAUAUCCAGUAUGCAGAGCCAGCAAUUGAUUCAAUGAGAAAACAGAAAGAUGAGGAGUUGGAAAGAUACAGGAGAUUAUGUGAACGCAGAGCCAAAGAAGCUGAACAGCAGGCCAUGCUAAAUGAAGGAAUUGCUUACUAAGCCAUUAAUAUGUGAUUCUCUACAUCAUGGAAGGAAUUAAAUG
Molecule: messenger RNA, 1245 nt
Organism: Lingula anatina
Lineage: Eukaryota; Metazoa; Brachiopoda; Lingulata; Lingulida; Lingulidae
Product: cytoplasmic dynein 2 light intermediate chain 1
Biological process (GO): intraciliary retrograde transport; intraciliary transport involved in cilium assembly
Cellular component (GO): axoneme; cytoplasmic dynein complex; ciliary basal body
Molecular function (GO): dynein heavy chain binding
Source: RefSeq, a predicted model, not a curated record